Molecule: messenger RNA, 855 nt
Organism: Cannabis sativa
Lineage: Eukaryota; Viridiplantae; Streptophyta; Magnoliopsida; Rosales; Cannabaceae
Exons: 1
Coding region: 1-855 (284 amino acids)
Molecular function (GO): nucleic acid binding; RNA-DNA hybrid ribonuclease activity
Source: RefSeq, a predicted model, not a curated record
AUGAAUAUAACUUGUAACCGGUGUAAGAGCCAAGUAGAAGAUGUUUUCCAUGCUUUAUGGAAUUACCCCAAGUUACACAAAGUUUGGAAGCACUUCGGGUUCCUUCACCUCUUCCCUUCUUCUUUAAGGCAAGCCCCUGACUUUCUAAUGGUGAUGAAGGGGAAGCUUUCUAAAGAAGAGUUUCUAUUCUUUAUUGGUAUUACUUGGCUAAUUUGGUACAGAAGGAAUAAGUGUAUUUUUCAGAAUAAGGACAUUGAAGAUGACAUUUGGAUUCCUUGGGCCACGGAGAUGAUGGAGAUACACUUGGCUUCUGCUCAAACUAAUUCACACCAGAAUAUUUCAAAAGACACGAUUAGAUGGUCUCCUCCUCCCCCGGGAACAUUCAUGAUUAACACAGACGCUUCUCUCAUUGAAGGGCAAUCGGGAUGUUGUUUAAGAGUGAUAAUUAGAGACCAUUUGGGUGCAUUAGUUGCUGCUGCUACAGAUUUCAUUCCUGGCUGCCUUUCGGUGCUACUGGCAGAAACUCUAGCAAUCCGUUUAGCUCUGAAGCUCGUUGAAACAAGAUUAAUGCAGACCAUCUACAUUGCUUCGGAUAGUCAAUCGGUGAUUAAAGCUUUGAAGGGGAAGACUCGCAUAAAUACGGAUUGGGGUAUUGUGAUUGAUGAUUGUAUCCUAGCUAGCAAAAGAUUCUAUAAUCUUUCUUUUAAUUUUUCUCGUAGGAAGUGUAAUACUGUAGCUCACUGUUUAGCUAAUUGGAGCCGUUUGUACCAUGUUACUGGAGUGUGGACUUCGGCUAUACCUGAUUGUGCAGCUGCUUAUUUGAAAGCAGAUAUGCCCCUGGGUGCUAGUUUGUAA